UUAAAAAAUAUUAUUCAACUUAUGUACAAUUUUAUAUGGAGUUCACCAAUUGAUAGAAUUAAAAGAGAUGUUUUACAAAAUGAUAUUGAAGAUGGUGGACUCAAAAUGAUAAAUCUUAGUGCAUUUAUUCUAGCACUGAAGUGUACAUGGAUAAGGAGAUUAUUUAAAACAGACAACAAAUGGCAGAAUGUUUUUUUGUCAAAUGUUCAUGUAGAACUUGAAAAAUUUUAUGGUUGUGGAAGUGUUUAUAUCCAAAAAUUACAACAACAUAUCAAAAAUAAAUUUUGGCAAGAUGUUCUGAAAGCAUGGCAACUUCUUAGAGAAAAAGAAGAAUAUGACAGUUGGGAAUGCUUUCUUGCUAGUCCAAUCUGGCUUAACAAUAAUAUAAAGGUAGCAAAUAAACCUAUUUUUUAUAAAGAUUGGUUUGAAAAUGGUAUAAGAUUUAUAAAUGAUAUUGUAAAUGAAGAUGGGACCUUUUUCUCUCAUCAAAAAAUAGAAGAAAUGUAUCAGAUAAAUGUGAAUUUCAUGAGAUAUAAUAGUAUUAUAUCUGCUAUACAUCAAGCAUCAAAAUCAUUUGUGGGAAAAAAUCACAAAUUAGAACUACCUUUAAUUCCAUCUGCUAUUAAAAGGCUAGUUAAAAGUUCAAAAGGAUCUAAAGAUAUGUAUAUUGUUUUAAAUAAAAAUGGAAGUGUUCCCACUAGUCAGUUAAAAUGGACUGAAAUUUUUGGUUUUGAUCAAAAUCAUUGGAAAAAAAUUUAUAAACUGCCAUUUGUUGUCACAAAUAAUACUAAGUUACAGUGGCUACAGUAUAGAUUCAAUCAUCGAAUCUUAGCUACAAACAAAUUUCUUCAUAAAAUUAAGAUUUAUGAUAAUCCAAAUUGUACUUUUUGUAAUAGAGAAAUUGAAACAUUAGAACAUUUAUUUUGGGAAUGUGAACAUACACAAUUAUUAUUAGAACAGAUUGAAAAUUGGUUUCUGACCAAUGGAAUUAGUGUACUUUUUACACAAGAAGUUUUUUUGUUUGGUAACUCUGCAAAAAUAUCAAAAGGCAAUGCAGAAAAUACUAUUUUUCUUACCAUAAAGCAAUAUAUUUAUAAUUCUAGAUGUUUUAAAAAAAAUCUUACAUUAAACUCAGUAAAAGAAAAGAUGAAAUAUGUGUAUGCAAUGGACAAAAAUAUUGCUAUGAAAAACAAAUGUGAACAUCACUUUCUCAGAGAAUGGAAUGUUUUUGAUACAUUACUUAGUUAA
Mytilus trossulus (common blue mussel) is the source of this 1248-nucleotide messenger RNA. RefSeq lists its product as uncharacterized. The transcript has a single exon. The record is from RefSeq and is a predicted model, not a curated record. NCBI's taxonomy places the organism in Eukaryota, Metazoa, Mollusca, Bivalvia, Mytilida, Mytilidae. Bases 22 to 1248 code for a protein of 408 amino acids.